AUGGAUAGAAGAGACCAGUAUAAGACAACUGGCAGUGACAUAGCAUCGCAAAGAAGUAAACGAAGGGAUCAGGAAUCUGAAAUUCGGAAGCAAAAACGCGAAAAACUUUUGAGCUCGAAGCGUAUUCGUUUUUCAGAGGUGGAGGGCAACUGGAAUGCUGAAGAGUUUACGAUUGAGCAAGUACAACAGUUGGCAAGGGCAAUCCAGAAAUCUGACAAAAAUAAUCUUAACAAUCUUAAAAACUUACGAAAGGCAUUUUCUCAAGGCAGUGAACUCAUAAGCGCUUUUUUGAUGGUAGAAAACAGCUUGCGAUCCAUGGUGGGACAUUUGACUGGAAACAAUGCUCAGUUUCAAUUUGAAGCAGCUUGGUGCAUUACGAACUUAGCUACGGGAGAUCACGAGGAUACUAUGAAAGUGCUGAAAGCUUCCGCUGUUUACUUGAUCACGUAUCUCAGUGGACAGAAUGUUCAACUUCAAGAUCAAUGUGCCUGGGCAUUAGGGAAUUUCUCUGGUGAUUCGCAGGAGUGCAGGGAUAUUUUACGUGCACAAGGGAUUAUUGCACCAAUGGUCAAUCUUUUAAAGGUAUUUACCUUUAGGCAGCCGUGAAUAAUAACUCGUAGUUUAUGUUCUCCAGGUCUUCUCAGUGGUGUGUCAACCCCAAGUAGGGCAUAUUUAGGUGCAGUUAACCUGUGAUCAGUUGUUUUGCCUCAUACAUUUAGGGGGUGUUUACAUGACACCGGGGCGACUUUAGCCCCGGAGCAAGUUCACUCCAGUUCCCUCUCAUGGCUCUAUAUUUAUUUACAUGAUACCACCACAAAAUGUCAUGCCGGUGUGAGUCACCCCAGUGUGUGUUCACCCCGGUUCUUGUACCGGGGCAAGAAUUUCACUCGGGUAUGAAAUCUCGCAGCGGUAUCAUAAAAAUGCGAAAUGACCACCCGUUUCAGUGUUAAAUCAGUCUGCCGGUAGACUGGAGCAGGUAGCGCAUGUGUAAUGUUUGCGAUUUUGAAUCGCACAUGUAUUUUAUCAACAUGAAGUGUACCUUCAAAUAAUGAGAUAUGAAAUGACCCAGUAAUCAUGUAAACACAAUAUGAAAUCAAAAAGUCGUCCUGGUAUGAGAAUCGCACCGGUGAGAGUCUUCUCAUGUAAACACCCACUUACUCCAUGAGUCGUCUGCCACCCCCUAAUGAAGGCAUCUGUCAUCAUUUGUGUUAUCGUGUCAGAUUUUACCUGAACCUCAAGCGGUUUGCAACCCAGGUGGCUAAUCGAAAUGUAUUUGUCUGCUUUCCAGGUGAACGCUAAGUUGAUACAGUAGUUGUUAGCAGAAGUCGUAGAUUUUAAGGACCAAUUUAUCACUGCUGUUAUUGUGAAUCUUGCCUUAUCGAUACCAUGUGGUACCUUUGUUCAAGCCGUCAAGUAAAACAAAUUAAAAAUUCAUUGCAAACAAUAGUGAAAUACACAAUUCUGUAUUUUACUGGCAUAUGUCAAAAGUAUAGGAAUUGAUUUUGCAGCAACAAAUCUUUCAUGGUCUUUCAUCAGGUUGCAAAAGUGCGGGUGUAAAAUUGUCAAUAAUUAUUGUUUUACGCCUGCCUGGUCUGACCAAGAAAGUGUCAAAGGAGAAAUAGCAGAUAUCCUUACUGGUGACAAAUAACAACUCGUCCUCAUCAGCUGUCAAGGUUAUUCUCUGUGCAUUGUUGUUUUGAUUCACUAAAAAAGUAUUCAUCUUUUUCUUUUUAAAAGACCUAGCUUUGCUUACUGUUAAAAGAAUUCCUUGAUCAUCUCGGGGUUCCUGUCAUGAAGAGACGAAGGUGACAAAACCUAUCUAAUUGCACCGGAAGUCAGAUAUGUUGCUUGUAACCAAUCGCUGCAGGGCCCCAAAGGAUCUUUUGGUUUUUAAACAAUCAGACAAAAGUCCAGAUUCUGGACUACAGGCAGAUGAUGCGUAAAGUAAAAUUUCAGGCGUCCUUUUCCCCUCGUCUUCCAAACAAAAGGGAAGAGGGACCGCCUGAUUACUGGUUAAGGGGGAGUGGGCCAGAGGGGGACUCCGAUACGAAAAUGACAUACCGUUAUUACCUGUAGCCAAAAUGAAUCAAGAUAGCGAGUGUUAUUCAUUAAAGCUAGAUCCAAAAACUGUGCAUUUGUUGUAGUGAUCUUAAGUUUAAAGCUCUGUUGAGUCAGAAAAGAAACAGUGGACUGGAAAACUUUCAUCAAAAUAUCUUAAUGUGGAGUAACAUGUGCUUAUCUUGUUUGUUUGUUUGUUCAGUGCCCAAUUUCAACAGUUGUACAGUCAGCAGCAUUCGCCCUUUCAAAUCUGGCCCGAGGAGAGCAAGUUGUCGCAGAAGAGAUGAUACAAGCAGGCAUAGCACCUUCUGUCAUCAGCCUUCUUACACCAGGGACCAGCUCUGUGGAUGUGGCUUCCGAGGUUGCUUGGGUGCUGUCAUACUUGACAUCUAAACCCCAGUGUGUGGCAGUGUUUGUAUCAGGGGGUGUUAUUCCCAUUCUUGUUCAGUUUCUGGGUUCUCUAGCACAAGAGACGCCCCAUAACCCUCAAGCAGUGACACCAAUGCUGCGAAGCUUAGGUUAGUUAACAGCACUAGUAUGUAAUGACUUACAGCUCUCUAGGGUGUGUGCAUGUGUGUGUUUUUUGCAGGGUGAGUCAAGUCUUUCAAACAGCGUAUCCUAGAAGUGUGUGCAUGCUGAUCGAACCACAGUGUAAACUGUGUGUAAAGUGAUGAUUUGAAGUGAAGUGUCUUAUCUAACCCCAAAAAACUCAAUAAGCUGUCUUCCAUUUAUUUUGAAAAAAUUUUUAUCAGGGAACAUAGCCAGUGGCCCUGAUGAGUACGGGACUCAAGCAAUGCAAAGUGGUGAGCUGGUCAUUGCAAUGACAUCAUUUCUGGAGUCCACACAUCGACAUAUAAAGAAAGAGAGUUUAUGGGUAUUGUCCAAUCUGACUGCCGGACCUACAGAACACAUUGAUGCCUUCAUUCAAGCUGGAACACUACCUCUUGUUGUGAAUUUAAUGUCAUCAACUUUUGACAUCAAAAAAGAGGUAUGAGGUAUAGAUUCCAUCUAUAGUUUUUUUCUUAAUUUUCUUUGAUUUUGUUGUGGUGUAGGCUAUAGGCUCUCAGUACUUGCUUUUCGUCUCCAAAAAGUCGGGCAUGAAAAUUUGGUAUUGUCCUCUCGGUUGAUUAAUUAUCACAAUCAAAAUAUUGAAAGCUGAUGUUAAAAUGCUGGCUCGUCUUCAGAGCGAAACCAUCCCAAUUUUGUGUUUCACUUCCCCACCACACAGUACUGUAGUUUCUUUAGAAACUACAGUAACUUCUUCAUCCACAAACUUAAAUUCUGGAAAAGGUUAGUUAUGUAAUGUUUAAUAAAGGAGCGGGAGGGUUUUAUCGGGGUAUAAAGCCAUGAGGCGAAACCAAGUGGUUCUAUACUCAAUCAAACCUGAACCGCGAGUUUAUUGAACGACUUCAAAAACAUCCUGGAAAAGCGUGUCUCAAUGUAUUUUACAAUAAUGAGGCUUUUGUGAAUGAUGGAAAUUAGGAUAUGAAAAGAACAUUACUUAUGAAAUUAUUAUGUAAGAAAAUCAAAUCUCACACAUGUUUAGAAAUUUUCCAGUCUACGAACGACACGGAAGCGGAAGCCUAAAAAUGCCAAGGAAGAGAGGAAGUUAAUUGAAAAUGGUACCCCAAAGUCAACUAUUCCACUGAAAAAAUAUUCUUUGAAAAAAUUUUUCUGAAAUGGCUGAAUGGUAGGUAAACAAAAAUCCAGUACUCGAGCGUUGCGUAUUCACAACUGGCAAGUCUUAAGUGCAAUGUUUGGACACUGCUAUAGAUUGUUUUCACUGUCAUGCAACAAAAAAAUAAAUUGGAAACCAUCCAGUGGAAGAAGCCUAGAAAAUGAAAUGUUAUAAAAGACUAAUAAAAUUAUAUAAACAAUUUGUCCAAGUCUCAGGUCUUUGUGGCCCACAGUUUCUGAGUUAUUAGGCAAAACGUUUCACACACUUUUGUAGAGCUUUGUAUGGAGAUGCCAUAUUGGUGUACCAUUUCAACGAGAUAGCAUUCCUAUUUUGGUGUCAUGCACUGUGAAAACUCGAAAGUUCAAAUUGCGGUAUUUUUGAAAUGAAACAUGCUACAGGAUUGGAAACUAGUACAAAAUUUACUUUUUGUUUAUCUUCAAGCUAGUGUAAAUAAGAAUUCAUAAAACCUUGCUAUUUUGACUUUACAAUUUGAUGACGUCACUGUGAAAACCAUCUAUAGCCAAUAUUACCGCUGUGUCACUGAACUUUUGGCUGAUGAAAUUGGUGAAAGCACAAAGUUUAACUUUUUGCAAUAGUAAAUUUACUGCGUCUUUUCUUUUGAAAGAACAUUAAAUAUUCACCCACCAAAUUUUGUUGUGUCAGUUGCUGUGCUGAUAAUUAAUAUUCAUAGAUCAUGUGCAUGUCAUCCUUAUUAGUAUUUUUUAUAUAAAUAAUACUAAUGAGGAUGAAAUUUGUAAAGUUUAACAGUGUUUUACUGGGGUUUAAAACAUGAGCACGUGAUGGAUUUUAACAGACGUGAUAGGUUGUUGAGCUCAUGAAUUAUUGAUGAGUUUUUGAAGGUGUAGCAGUGAAGCAGCUUAGCAUAGAUCCGGCUUUGUCACUCUAAGUUACACCCUUUCCCAAACCCUACACAGCAUAAUACACAAUACAACAGGAGAGUAAUGCUCUAUAGCUUUAAUUUGAAUGGUGACACUUUAGGAUCAUCAUCCACAGACUCAAAAGUUACUCAGUCACCUCGUACAAGAUAAUACACGUACUUCUACAACGAGAAAUUACGGCUCAGUAGCUUUCAUUUAAAUGGUCACACUUUAGGAAUCAUUACAGUUCCAAAGGCUUACUAGCCCUCUCUUAUAUGAACGUCUUCAAGAAUUUCCCCAAUUUAUCUCGAGUUGGUUAUGCAAUAUAAAAACUAAAAGGUUGAUGCAACAAGGACACUGUUGUGCGGUCUAGAGGGUCUGGAGUUAUUCUAACCUGUUCAUUUUUUUGUGUAUAAAACAGGCCUGUAUCUGCUUGUGUAAUGUUGCACAUCAUGGACCAAUGUAUGUGAAAAAUGUUCUUGACCUUGGAGCUAUGAAUUCCUUUAUCAACAUUAUUAAAUCUCCUGACCCAGAUACCAUUAUCACCGGUCUUCAGUUUAUUGAGAUGGCACUGAGAAACUUUCCAGCUUCAAAAGAAAUGUUUGAGGUUGCUGAGGGUGUGGCAUGUUUAGAGGCACUAGAAUACAGCGAUAACGAAAAUGUUGCCCAGUAUGCUAAUGAGCUUUUGGACACUUACUUCAUGGAGGAAGAACCUGAUGAGGAACAUAGCGGAGUCAACGAGACUGAACAAGGAGAGGCAUUGUCAUGGAGAUACCAAGACAGUGAGAUGACAACAUAG
Porites evermanni is the source of this 5413-nucleotide messenger RNA. NCBI's taxonomy places the organism in Eukaryota, Metazoa, Cnidaria, Anthozoa, Scleractinia, Poritidae. The record is from the annotation of a GenBank genome assembly.